AUGAAGCUGACUAAUAUUACGGGUGGCGGUUCGCGUUCGAAGCGGAUCCGCUCGUUCGAUCCUGCGCGAAGAAAGGAUCAGGCGCACGGGAUCGUACGUUCCGAAUACGCGCCGCGGCUUGUACCGAACGUUUCUCACGGUUCCAUCGAGAUACGCGUGAACAGAGCUGGGCGACAGUCGAGGACCGCAGCAAGGAAGGCGAAUAACACGAUCGCGGUUCGACCGUGGUCGCGGGGAACAAGGACGAAGAAGCGGCGCGGACGAAGGAAACGCGACGUUAUCGGGAGACGCGACACGGAUUUCGAGAUAAUCGCCGUUCGGCUGCUCCAAUGGUCGCUCGUGCGGCAUUUCGAACGGCUGCUGCUCGAACAGCAUCUCGAACCGUUGCUCGAACGGCUGCUCGAACCGGGUACAACCACUGAGCAACGACGGCUGUCGUACGAAAAGUAUGGAACCGAAGAAGGCGGGGACAAUGUGGGCGUGCCGGAGGCGGGGCGGCAGGAUAUUGAAAAUGGCGCGAUCGUAGAGCCGAGCGGCGCAGAAGCGGUAGCCUAUCGCCUCUUCUGCCUCGUCUGCCGGUUCCGCCGGCUUCCGUCGAUCGCAACGACGAUACGUAACGGGCCUUUCCCUACGAUUUACCCUGCGAGCGCACCUACGUAUACGUCCGACCCUGCCGAAAGCUCGGAACAGGUCGACGAUACGACCCGUUUCGCGUCAACGUUCUUUACGACCUACAAUAACAAUAUCAAUUGCAAUAACAAUAUCAAUAGCAACAACAAUAGGAGUAGCAACAGCAAGAACAACACACCGCCAAGAAAACCACCACCACCGCCAACACCGAGGCUGCAAUUCGCCGAGCCAGGGGCGAAAGAAGCAAAGGUUCCGCAGGGUGGGGAUAACCGGCAAAGCGACGGAGGCUCUGCGCUGCCGCAGGGAAAUCGGUACGACAGUCACGCGCCUCGCUCGACGAUGAAUCGUUACGGUACCGAAGCGCUCUCGCCAACCGCGACCGACCACCACCACCACCCCCACCACAAUCACCACCACCACCACCACCAUCACCGCCACCACCAUCAGCACCAUCAUUUGCAGACGGACACGAGCCAACAUACCGUGCUCUCUUCGUCGAGUCAUCGUCACUUGGAAGAGCAAGAGUCGCAGCCGCAAUCGCAAUCGCAAUCGCAACCCUCUCAGCGACAAUCGCAACAACCACCGCAACAACAGCAACAACAACAACAACAUUACGAAAUAGAUCACGAGGACGUCGAAAGGGUUAGCGGGAUCGGGACGAACAUGAGGGGCGAUCGGUCCGAUUACAGUCUCGGAGUGUUCUCGCCUUUAAAUACCACGAGCGGCGCGAACGGUGGCAACGAAAUCGUGGCGACGGAUCAUCAGAAUCAUCACCACCAUCAUCACCACGUUCAACAACAACAGCAGCAGCAGCAUCACCAUCAUCAGCAGCAGCAGCAAGAAACACAACACCAUCACCAUCAUUUGGAAGAGGUUUUAACCGACGAUGGAUACCUUCAACAUCGGAUACGAGGGAGCGGAGGAGGAGAAACAAGUGGAGGAGGAGGAGGAGGAGGUGGUGGUGGUGGUGGUGGUGGUGGUGGUAGUGGUGGUUCCGUAGGAGAAGGAGGAGGUGGCGGCGGAGGCGGAGGAGGAGGAGGUGGUUCGCCGACUUUGCGUACCGGUAGCUCGCCGAGUUCCAGUCGGAGUCCGCACGACGAUCAAGGACUCUCGUCGCCGAAUCGUCAAGGACACGCGGCGGACGGUGGAUACAGUCCGAACGAGCAAGUCCGACAAUCCUACCCUCACUUGACAGUUAUGCAGCCUCCCUCUUCCGUGCAAGCCAAUCACGGUUUAGUUCAGGAAUCCGAUCGGGUGUCCGAUCAGCUGUACAUGGAGCCGAUUUACGCCCAUCAAGCCGCCACGACGACCCAUCACCAUCAAGAACACGAUCAAGGACCGCCGACACCGCACUCGCCCAGCGGAGCACUUUCCAGUCCUUCGUUGUACCGUACGAUGACCGGCGUCGGAACGAUCAUGGCUGGGAGCGGCGAAGGAACCGGAAGUGCUUUCUCGCUUCCGUACAUGGCCGGCAGCCCCACGGAAUUGACCGGAUCGCCGCAGCAGCUUUGGAACAUGCAAACGUUGCACACGAAUAUAUCCGGCCUGUCGGAGGAUUACACCGGCAGCGGGAAGACGUCCGGCAGCGUAACCACUCAUCAGACAUUACCGGGAUUCUCGCAACCGUUUUGCGUUCGACCCAGUCCCCGAGGGUACAGCCUUUACCAGACGCAGCAAAGCAACGGGAGCGCCGCGGCGGCGAUGGACGCUUCCUCGACAUGGAACUACCCUUCCGCGAACGACCCUCUGAUGCCGCAGUACGCGACCUCCACCAGACAGCAGUCCGUCAAUUCACCGACAACUCCGACCCAGCACCAGCUGACCGCUUCCGCGGGUCUCGGUACCAUGCACAACAUCGGGACGGAAUACUUUACGGAUGGCCGCGAGUGCGUGAAUUGCGGCGCAGUUUCUACACCACUGUGGCGACGGGACGGUACCGGCCAUUACCUCUGCAACGCAUGCGGUCUCUACAACAAGAUGAACGGCAUGAAUCGGCCCUUGGUCAAGCAGCCGCGUCGAUCGUCCGCGACGAGACGCGUCGGCACUUCCUGCAGCAACUGUAAAGCAACGAAGACCUCGCUGUGGCGACGCAACGCUCUCGGCGAGCCGGUCUGUAACGCUUGCGGGCUGUAUUACAAAUUGCACGGGAUAAACAGGCCGCCCAACAUGAAGAAGGAUACGAUUCAGACGCGGAAGCGAAAACCGAAGGGCGGCAUGAAGUCUACGGACACGCCGCUCUCGGCCACCGACGCCCCCUGCACGAACAUCAACAACAACAGUACAAAUACAAACAACAACCACAACAACAACAACAACAACAACAACAACAGCUUAAAGAAAGAACCGAAUACGUACGACGACAUGCGGAUGAAUCAUCCGGAGGUUCGUCAAAUUCCACUGAACGGGGCCGUUUACUACGACGUUUCAACCGGAGCGCAUUACGGCGCGAUCAAUUUUCAGCGGGAGCUGUGGCUGAAACAGCACCACGGCAGCCAGCUGCAGCAACAACAGCAGCAACACCAGCAACACCAUCAGCAGCUUCUCGAGACGCAUUCUCCGAAAAUCGAGUGCCCCUCGCCUUGCGCGAACCGAUCGCCGGACCACCACCAGUUCGCUUCCCCGCAUAUCGUCACCCUUGAGAAUUCGUCACCCACCGCAGCAACCGCAAAAAUGAUCAUCGACAACGGCCACCUGGACAGGCCGACGGUGGUCUCUAUGUCGUCGUAAGGAGACGCCUUUUCGCGGAGACCGUUGUUGAACCGCGUUCUAUUCGAUCUCGAUUUCGUUCUCGGCACAUUUUGGCACGCCGAUUCGCGACGAAACCGGGAACGAACGAAACACCUUCGCCGGGCCGUCACGCCUACCGUUGCUUCGCGUCUGCUACGCGCGUCGAUGGAAUCGCACACGACCGGACAGAUUUUAGCGCGCGAUAGAUUUGGCUAGAGUUCGCGUUCCUGCGAUCGAUUCUGCGACGAACCUCUUCUGCGACACCCGGGAAAUCCUGGAUAUCCACGAUAUCCUGUAACCAAAGAAACGCUCUACGAAGGACGGUUCGCGGCACCGCCUCGCGAGAAUACAACGAGAAGGGAGCCGGACAGAACUGGCGGGGAGGAAACGCGGCAGAACACUCGCAGAGUUUCAACGUACGCGGCCAAUUCGCUCCUCGAUGUAGACCGUGUUCGGUCGAUUUUGUAAAUAGCAUUAUCGUUUGCGCUUAUUCCCCUCUUUUAUCCGCGUUCGGACGAGUUUCUUUUUAUUUCAUACGGACUUUGCUCGAUCGACUUUUACGCCGCGGCCGCUCGGGCAGCGAGAUUCGAACAACGAUCUCGAUUAGAAAUUGUUUUUAACGUGCUGUUGUGUAGCGAGAGGAAGCGAACCACGCGGUACGCGAACGAUUAGUUUCGUCGUCGAAACGACCUCGAAGAAUAGCGUCGCGCUGUCCUCUUCGAUGCGAAAUGUUCGCGGAUCGUAUCGUGGUUCGAACGGACGCAAGGAAACCGAGAAGAAGGUGCGACGGAACAAAUCGGAACAAAUCGGAGCAAAUCGGAACAAAUCGAAGAUUCGUGUUUGCGAGACAAGCUAGUCGUAGAUUGACAACGAGCCAGCGUAUCUUGAAAAAUCCGCGCUUCUUAGAUACCCGUAGGAAAUUCGGUUCGCGCGGCGACGGUCGCGUACGCGCGUGUUUACGUUCGCGCAGAGCCUGGAACAAUUUCGACUGCGUGCUCGACGAGCUUGUUAGUUAGGUAGAGAACUUGUUGUAUUUAGAAACGUACGAAUAUGUUGCCGCGUGUAAUACGCCAGGCGUAACCGUGAAUCGACGAUUCGUCGAGUCGGCUCCGGAACGCGGUCACCGACGAUCAGCUAACAAGAUGGAACCAGUACACGCGCUCCUUGUCCUUUGUAAAUAUACGAUAACAAAACUUUAUGCGUAAUUAGUUCGGUAAGUCGGUAUACUUGAAAAAUACAUACAUUUACUUGUACUUUGUGAAAGCAUGCGGUGCGUCGAUAAUCGCGAAUCGACGGAUGUAACGAGUGGUAAACUCGUAGGGCGUUCACGUUUCGAACUAAGAUCGACGGUAAGAAGAAUAAUGUUCUCGAUGCGAAGGCGUUCCGUGUGACGAACGCCGCGGAUUGUUCGAGUUUGUUGUAUCGUCGAAUCGGUUAUUUUUGAAUAAAAAGGGAUAUUUAAGUGAA
Megalopta genalis is the source of this 4824-nucleotide messenger RNA. Lineage: Eukaryota; Metazoa; Arthropoda; Insecta; Hymenoptera; Halictidae. The record is from RefSeq and is a predicted model, not a curated record.